ACAUUUCUCUAUUCAAACCAAAUUAAAAAUAUCGUACAAUAGCAAAAUAUGAGAUGUAACUGAACAAUUUUAGUAGCACUACGAACAACACUCGUGUUGUCUAAGAACUGAUGCACUGAACUUUGCAUUAAUUGUACGUGUUUUUUAUUUUAAAAAAUGGUAUCGAAAUAAAAAGUAUUGUAGCACGAUCAACGGCAGAUGAUGCACUGGAAGAAAAAUAAAACACUCUCAACGCGACCUUUGCUCCACUCCGCAUAAAAAAAAUUGUUUCCUUCUGUUUUUAAAAUAACUGUGUUUUGGAAUAACAAGGUACUUUAGCAAAUGUUAAAAUUGCGCAAUUUCAAUAAAAUAUGAAUGCGAAAGCGAACGCCGAUGGUUGACUAGUACUGUAGAAAAACGUCGAUACUAUUGAGUACCGUGCAACGUGCAGCUCUAUGACUGCGAUAAUGUCACGGAAUGACGAUAUGGUAUACGCUUUUGCCCCCCAUAAAUUCUUAACUCUGCCAUUAGGCGUUUGGCCCUUGCAAAAAUAUAAUGUAUGUUCCGCAGUACGUGCUUUCGUAUGCAGCUUCGGUUUGACCGUGAUGAUGAUCAUGUUGUUCCUCGAAAUUUUUCUCGGUAGCGUCGAUACAACGGUGAAACUCGAUUCUCUUAUGCUCAUGAGCUGCAACAUUCUCUCUGUACUAAAGCUAGUAUUCUUCCGCAUAUACGCCGACAAUCUGAUUCGCAACUUUACUUCUGCUGCGAACGAUUAUCUUGCGGUCGACACUGAGGAGAAGCGUACGAUAAUGCGGCGGCACGCAUUCAUGGGAAGGAUGAUGUGUUACAGUAUCCUAUUUUUCGCUUAUUUUGCUGCGACCAUUUUCGGUUUGUUGCCUGUACUAGCAGGCGGUGAAGAUAUCCAAGUUAAUGAAUCCAUUAAGAAUCAAGCAUCGGAAUUACCCAUGCCCUUAACAUGCAUUUUUGGAAACUCUUCUGUACCUUCAGGUUUAUAUUUGGCGGUCUCUACGGUGCAAUAUGUUCUAUUGAUGCUCAAUGCCAACGGCAAUUGUGGAAUUGAUUCACUUUUUCUCGCAAUUAUUAUUCAUAUUUGCGGGCAAAUGGAAAUCCUAAAAAUUGAAUUUUCCAAUUAUGGCGUGAAAAGGAAAAAUCUAAGUGAAGAUUUUUCAGUAUUGGCAUCAAGACAUCGUUAUCUAAUAGAGCAUACAGAACUUCUGAUAGAUGUAAUAAGUUUUGUUUUGCUUGUACAAAUGCUGUUUAGUUCUAUUCUUAUUUGCAUAAUGGGUUUUCAGUUUAUCUUGGCGUUAAAACACCAUGACGUAGUGACGAUAACUAAAACAACAACAGUGUUGGGGGCUCUACUGUUACAGUUGUUCUCUUAUAGUUUCGCGGGCGAUUAUCUAAAGUGUCAAAUGGAAGAAGUAGCAAAUUCGAUCUACACCUGUAAUUGGUACAACCUUCCACUGAAAUUAAUGAGAAAUGUUGCGUUCGCCAUCAUGCGGUCGCAACAACCUGUUCAGUUGCUAGCCGGCAGAUUUUUCGUUGUGAACAUUGAGACUUAUAUGACCAUAUUAAAAAGCUCAAUCUCAUACUUAUCCGUCCUACGGGUGAUGGUGGACACGUGUUUCCAACUCAUCUUGGCGUUAAAACAUCAUGACGUAGUGAUGAUAAUUAAAACGAUAACAGUGUUGGGCGCUCUACUGUUACAGUUGUUCUUUUAUAGUUUUGUGGGCGAUUAUCUGAAGUGUCAAAUGGAAGAAGUAGCGAAUUCGAUAUACAGCUGCAAUUGGUACAACCUUCCAUUGAAAUUAAUGAAGAAUAUUGUGUUCACCAUCUUGCGGUCGCAACAACCUGUUCAGUUGCUAGCUGGUCGAUUUUUCACCGUGAUGAUGAUCUUGGUGUUUCUCGAAAUCAAUUUUGGUAGCGGCAAUGCGUACGUACAGCUCGAUAAUUUUGAAAUUAUAAUCUGCGACAUUCUUGGUCUACUGAAGGUACUGUCCUUCCGCAUAUAUGCCAAUAAUUUGAUUCGCAAUUUCUCUUCUGCUGUGGACGACUAUCUCGCGAUAGAUACCGAGGAGAAACGCAUGAUUAUGCGGCGGCACGCUUAUAUGGGAAGGAUUGUGUGCUAUAGUAUCUUAUUUAUGGCUUAUUUUGCUUCGACAACUUUUAUGCUGAUGCCUAUGAUAGCAGACGAUACGGAAGUCAAAGUUAAUGUAUCCAAUGACGUAUCGGAAUUACCCUUGGCCAUAACAUUUUGGGGGGAGAUGCAUAUAUCUACGAGUUUAUACGUGUUGAUCUCUACGUUACAAUAUACCGUAAUGAUACUUAUUUGUACCAGCAAUGUUGGUUUCCAGCUUAUCUUGGCAUUAAAAACAUUUGACCUAGUAAUGAUAAUGAAAACGACAACUGUGACAAGCGCUCUAAUGUUAGAGAUGUUUUUCUACAGUAUUGUGGGCGAUUAUCUGAAGUGUCAAAUGGAAGAAAUUGCGUACUCGAUCUACAGCUGCAAUUGGUACAACUUUCCAUUGAAUUUAAUGAGAAAUGUAGUGUUCGUCAUUAUGCGGUCGCAACAACCUGUUCAGUUCGUAGCCGGCAGAUUUUUCGUCAUAAACUUAGAGAGUUUUAUGACCAUAUUAAAAAGCUCGCUCUCGUACUUAUCCGUCCUGAGGGUAAUGGUGGACGCCGAACCAUCGUCGAUGAUCGACUCAUAUUACGGACAAAAAGAUAUCAUUGAAUAUCGUGCAACGUGGCAGCUCUACAAUAUGACUACGAAAAUAUCAUGGAAUGACGAUGUGGCAUACGCUAUGACUCCCCUCAAACUCUUAACUCUACCAUUAGGCAUUUGGCCAUUACAAGAAUAUGAUAUAUUUUCUUUAGUCCGUUCUAUCGUGUGCGGCAUCGGUAUGACCGCGAUGAUGAUCACGUUGUUCCUCGAACUCAAUUUCGGUAGUGGUGAUGCGUACAUAAAAGUCGAUGGUCUUAUGAUCAUGGUGUGCAACGUUCUCGCUGUACUAAAAUUAUUGUCAUUCCGCUUAUACGCUGACAAUCUGACUCGCAAUUAUUCUUCUGCUGUGAACGAUUAUCAUGCAAUCGACACUGAGGAGAAGCACACGAUCAUGCGGCGGCACGCUUACAUGGGAAGGAUGAUUUGCUAUAGUACUCUAUUUUUUGCCUAUUUAGCUUCAACAAUUUUCAUGCUGGUGCCUAUGAUAGCAGACAAUAAGAACGUCCAAGUUAAUGUAUCCAUUAAGAAUCAAGCAUUGGAAUUACCCGUGCCUUUAACACUUUUAGAAGACUUGCAUAUGCCUACGAGUUUAUUCUGGUUGAUGUCUACGAUACAAUAUGUUAUAUUGAUGAUCAAUUGCACCAGUAAUUGUGGAAAUGAUUCACUUUUUCUCGCAAUUACUCUUCAUAUUUGCGGACAAAUGGAAAUCCUAAAAAUUGAAUUGUUCAAUUACGGCGUUAAAAGCAAAGACAUAAAUGAAGAUUUUUCAGUAUUGGCAUCAAGACAUCAUUAUCUAAUAGAGCAUGCGGAACUUCUGGUAGACACAAUAAGUUUCGUUUUGCUUGUGCAAAUGCUGUUUAGUUCUAUUCUUAUUUGCUUAAUGGGUUUCCAACUUAUUACAGCAUUGAAAGCACAUGACGCAGGCAUGGUAACUAAAACUACAACGGCGUUGAGCGCUUUCCUGUUACAGUUAUUUUUCUAUAGUUUUGUGGGCGAUUAUCUGAAAUGCCAAAUGGAAGAAGUUGCGUACUCAAUCUUCAGCUGCAAUUGGUACAAUUUGCCAUCGAAAUUGAUGAAGAAUGUUUUGUUCGUCAUCGUACGAUCGCAGCAACCUGUUCAGCUAUUAGCUGGUAGAUUUUUUGCCGUAAACAUCAAGACUUAUAUGACUAUAUUAAAAAGCUCGCUUUCGUAUUUGUCUGUCCUACGAGUGAUGAUGGACGCGUAAGGUUUCUGUUGAGAGAAAAACUCGAAAAGAUAACAUUUGUAUACACACACGUAAGCAAUUGGCCGCGUUCAGCAGACACAACUGUUGAGUUCGUCUUAUCAACGCUCUGCGUUGC
Temnothorax curvispinosus is the source of this 4065-nucleotide messenger RNA. RefSeq lists its product as uncharacterized. Gene Ontology annotation, molecular function: odorant binding; olfactory receptor activity. The record is from RefSeq and is a predicted model, not a curated record. The coding region runs from base 435 to 3950 and encodes 1171 amino acids. The transcript is spliced from 11 exons. NCBI's taxonomy places the organism in Eukaryota, Metazoa, Arthropoda, Insecta, Hymenoptera, Formicidae. Gene Ontology annotation, cellular component: plasma membrane. Gene Ontology annotation, biological process: detection of chemical stimulus involved in sensory perception of smell; sensory perception of smell.